ACGCGCAUACCAUCCCCUCAUAAUUCAUGUCACCAGAAAAUCCGUUACACCAUCCUGGAGAAGAGGCAGCAUCCCGUGCCAACAUACACGAGGGUCCAAAAUGGAGUAACGCCGAAGACAGUAUAAGACGGGCAUCCCACUGAAUGUAAUUCCAAAUUCAAACUGACAUUUUUCCGUCGCAGUUAAAAAUUCUGAGUUCCAGAAGCCGCGGGGAAGUGGCAAUCGUUGUUCCUGCUGUUGAGCUAGCUGCACAGAACAGGAAACUACAGUAAAGAAUGGAGCCAUCAGAGCAGUUGGGCCCAGACUCAGGUUCUCAGGAUGUCAACCCUGUGUUUCUGCAGCAGCUCAGGGAGCUGGACAUCCCCGAGGAAGCAGCCAAACAGGCACUCCUGCAUACUCGGAACGUGUCUGCCGAGGAGGCGGCCAUGUACUACUUCAACAAGCUGGAGAAUGAGGAGGAGGGAGAUGAUGAUCUCAUGUUCAAGAUGGUGUUUGUGGUGAACAUGGACCUUGCCAUGGGUGUUGGAAAGGUGGCAGCCCAGGUUGGUCAUGCUGCUGUGGGUUUGUACCAGGCUCUGCAGGAGAAGAACAGCUGGAGGGAGAUGGCCUGGAAGUGGGACCACAGUGGAGCUAAGAAGGUGGUGGUCCAGGGCACCAACGUGGCUCAUCUACUGGAGCUGCAGGCCCUGGCCAUGAGCCUCAGCCUGCCCACUUACCUGGUCCAGGAUGCAGGGCUUACCCAGGUGGAGGCCGGGUCCCGCACCGUCCUGGCCAUCAUGGGCGAGGAGGAGAUGGUGAACAAUGUCACUGGGAGUCUGAAGCUGCUCUGAGGGGAUCAAACCUACAGUGGGGAGGCAUGGCUCUGUGGUGCCAAAGUGCAACCAGCAGAGGGCAGCAUUUCCCAGCAGCAAGGAGAGUCUUGGCAUGCAAGAGAGUAACAACCUUUAAAAAAAAGACCUAAAGAAAGAGGGAAAACAAGACAUGUCCCAACACCAGAAAACCAACACUCUUGGCCAUUUGUUUCCCUUUCAUUCUUUGUCUAAGCCGCUUAGUCGGCCGUUGCGAGCAGGAGGGGAGAGAGACAGGUUCCUCACAGGGGAACAAGUCCAGGGCAGUUGUGUGUUUUGUUUUUUUGUUUUGUUUUUUUUUUUCUGGGAAACUUUUCUCUUUUUUAAACAGGCCACCAACUUAGCAGAGAGUCUUAUUAGAAUUUGAAUCAAUUUUCAAACACAUUUAGUCUGUUAUCCAGUUUCAGAUAUGGCUAAAUGAAGUAUUUUUGGUGGUUGACCAAUAUUGUAGUCAUGCUUAUUCCAGGGGUGGUGUACUGUAGACUAAUGCAUUAUGUAAUUAUAAUUAUACCCAUACGCAUAGAUGUAGUAUUUCCCAGUUGAAUUCACUACUCCCAAGUGAAGGGUAACUUAACUGAUGAUAUGUGAACACUCAUUUUUGACGUUUAAAUGAUUUUGUCUGUAUGCAACUACUCUCCCAAAGAUCCCUAUCCUAUAGACUCAAUAACAUUACUUAUUAUUGA
Messenger RNA from Thunnus maccoyii (southern bluefin tuna), 1531 nucleotides. Its product is annotated as UBA_like_SF and PTH2 domain-containing protein. Gene Ontology annotation, cellular component: cytosol; mitochondrion. Lineage: Eukaryota; Metazoa; Chordata; Actinopteri; Scombriformes; Scombridae. The transcript is spliced from 7 exons. The record is from RefSeq and is a predicted model, not a curated record. Gene Ontology annotation, molecular function: protein binding; peptidyl-tRNA hydrolase activity. The coding region runs from base 276 to 830 and encodes 184 amino acids.